AUGACCCGCCCUAAACAGGCCUCGUAAGAGCGGAAGUACGAGCCGGAAGCCAGCCAUAGAGUUUAGCGGCCAGAGCGACUCUGCAGGGAGGUGGCAGGAAAGGCUAGAACAGCUGCCGGAGGUGACGGAGCGGCGGCCCCGCCCGGUGUGCUGGAAGACGAAGCUUCCAGGUAGCGGCCCGCAGAGCCUGACCCAGGCUCCAGAUAUCCUGAGCCCAGGUACCCCCAGCUCAGUGCAGCCAUGAGUGCCGAGGUGAAGGUGACAGGGCAGAACCAGGAGCAAUUUCUGCUCCUGGCCAAGUCGGCCAAGGGGGCAGCGCUGGCCACACUCAUCCACCAGGUGCUGGAGGCUCCUGGGGUCUACGUGUUUGGGGAACUGCUGGAUAUGCCUAAUGUUAGAGAGCUGGCUGAGAGUGACUUCGCUUCCACGUUCCGGCUGCUCACAGUGUUUGCUUACGGGACAUAUGCUGAUUACCUAGCUGAAGCCCGCAAUCUUCCCCCACUCACAGAGGCUCAGAAGAAUAAGCUUCGACACCUAUCAGUUGUCACCCUGGCUGCCAAAGUCAAGUGUAUCCCAUAUGCAGUGUUGCUGGAGGCCCUUGCCCUGCGGAACGUGCGGCAGCUGGAAGACCUUGUCAUAGAGGCUGUGUACGCCGACGUGCUCCGCGGCUCCCUGGACCAGCGCAAUCAGCGGCUGGAGGUUGACUACAGCAUUGGGCGGGACAUCCAGCGGCAGGACCUCAGUGCCAUUGCUCGAACCCUGCAGGAGUGGUGUGUGGGCUGUGAGGUGGUGCUGUCAGGCAUCGAGGAGCAGGUGAGCCGCGCCAACCAGCACAAGGAGCAGCAGCUGGGCCUGAAGCAGCAGAUCGAGAGUGAGGUCGCCAACCUUAAAAAAACCAUUAAAGUUACAACAGCAGCGGCCGCCGCAGCUACAUCUCAGGACCCUGAGCAGCACCUGACUGAGCUGAGGGAACCCGCCCCUGGCACCAACCAGCGCCAGCCCAGCAAGAAAGCCUCAAAGGGCAAGGGGCUCCGAGGGAGCGCCAAGAUUUGGUCCAAGUCUAACUGAAGGGACUGUCGUUUCUUCCCUGGGGAUGCGGGGUCCGAGCUUCCUGCCUGUCCUUUAGGAGUCCUCCGAGAGCCUUCCUGUGCCCCUGGUCAGCUGAUAAUCCUAGGUUCAUGACCCUUAACCUGCCUCUUCUCUCCCGACCCCCAAGCGUAGAUCACACCUUCUCUAGGGAGGAGGCAAGUACAAGUCAUGUUUUUGUUGGUACUUUUGCUUUAUGUGACUUUAUUAUGUGUCCCAUUGUCUCCCUCCCCCUCCCUGCCGUGCUCUCUCCCUGUUUCUUUAAAGUGGGGGGGGGGGGCGGCCAGUGUCUAUCCCUGUUUAUUAUACGUCAUGGAGUGGGGGGUGGGCUGCUGCUUCUCCAGCUUAACCCACGUGUGUUUCUUCUCGGACCACCCCGCCCCUGCAUGCCUACUCCCCGAUUUGUACUGCUUACCCCCAGCCUAUCUGGGCAGCAUCUGAAGAGCCAUAGGCCUUCCACCUUGGUUCCCACCCGGAGAAUUGUGGGAGCCAGUCUGCCGUUCUAGGAGUCACUGGACACUUUCAUCCUAGAAUCCUGUCACACCAGAGUUGUUUCCUUUCCUCUCUCCUCCUCUUGGGUCCUGGGGAUGCUGCUGCUUCAAUGACCCCAGAGCCGAAGAAGGGCAGCUGUCUCUUGAGAUGUUGAGAGAUGGCUCUUUCUUACCCCUGGCUAUCUUGGAAAGCCUGAUGGCAAUCCGGGAAGGAUUUAUACUUCCUUUUGUGAGUUUGGUGGGGAAGGGAAGGGGAUAUAUAGAUUGUAUUAAAAAAAAAACAUAUAUACAUAUAUCUAUAUAUAACAUGAAACCAAAAUAAAUUUAUGAGAAGUCUAUCUACAAAC
Odobenus rosmarus divergens (Pacific walrus) is the source of this 1924-nucleotide messenger RNA. RefSeq names its product COP9 signalosome subunit 7A (gene COPS7A). Gene Ontology annotation, cellular component: COP9 signalosome. Gene Ontology annotation, biological process: COP9 signalosome assembly. Bases 241 to 1068 code for a protein of 275 amino acids. The transcript has 8 exons. NCBI's taxonomy places the organism in Eukaryota, Metazoa, Chordata, Mammalia, Carnivora, Odobenidae. The record is from RefSeq and is a predicted model, not a curated record.